CUCAUUCUCCACACGGUGGUGGUUACAACCCUAACGGCUCUGCAUUCAUACAGAUCAAUCCUAGUUCAUCUCAUUGGCCAGCACACGGCGGGGGUAUCCAACCAAGCUUCCCAAGUCCAGCAGGUGCAACUUUUGCAAAUAGUGCAGCCGCACACGGCGGUGCCUUCAAUCCCAGUUCCCCUUUUGCACCCAGUCCCAUAUUUACUCAACCUCAAACUGUUGCGGCGAGCCCAGUCUACAAACCUCAACCCGUUUUCUCUGUUCAGGAGACGCCCCCAACAGUCCAGUAUAUUGCCCGGCCAAACCCACUUGCUCAACUCUGCUCCUGUCUUCGGUAAAAGCGGCCACCAACCCAAAUAUGGUUCGCAACAUGGCUCAAGCCUCAAUUGAGGAGGUCUCAAGCCACGAGAAGCCGCGUACGCCGUAUGUUCCAAUGCGGAUGAGGGGAUACAAACAUUACUUCGACACAUAUACGUCCUGGAAAUGGCAUAGUCCAAUGGCGUAUCGUAAGCCUGGCCUGGGAUACCAAAAACUCGCAAAACACCGCCAUCGCGAUGCGUUCGAGCGCGAGUGGGUGGGCGAUUACGACGACCGCUAUCUCUCAUCAUGGGACGGCAAGGUCUCCAAGCUGGUCGUUCAAGCUACUGAUGAUAUCUACGACAACGACGUUACAUCCACGUAUCGUCGUACAUUCAUCCGAAAUAUCGCACCGGCAUUUCUGAGAUUGGCAAACUGGCCAUAUAAUCAUGUGGAUCCGGACAACAAUGAUGGAAAGCCCACCAGAGAAGAUAUGCCCAUGCUUUGCCUGAAAUGGUUCAUCACGUCACUCAUCAUUCCAUUGGUGAUAUCCAGCCCCAGCUCCGCGUCGAUUCCUCCCCGAAACGGAGGAAAUUACGACCCUGUUCCUUACAGAUACUAUGGAUACCCUAAGGUUACGCGCAAUGCUAUGGAACUCACGGCCCCGAGAGGCAACAGUAGUCUGAACCCGGUCACUGAACGUGUCCUACUCCCUCGAUACCUCUGCUUCCUCCGCGAGUUGGGCGAGCCAGCGUUAAUCAUGAACGUGGAGGACUGGAUCGCAAAGUAUCAGUCCGAUCGCAACUUGUCGUAUAUCUUCAUCGCUUACACCGCGGAGCAGUUUCAGGACAGCGAGGAUCUCAUGGCGUUGCACCAAAUAGCCGAUGCAGCCGCUCGUGAUGCUGGUGUGCUGGCAUAUUGGGUUGGCUGCUCUUGUAUGCCCGAACCAAACCAAUUGCAAGAAGACGUCUAUCGGAUCUGUGACGUGAUCCGAGGUGCUCAGUCUUUGGUCAUUGCUGUGGGACAGCCGCCGAACAGCGCGCAAGGCAUCAACACCACAGAUCUCAUGCUGCAGCAGUGGGGCGACCGGAUCUGGACAUUCCCUGAAGUCCUACUGGCGCCUGCGGGCAAAGACAUCAAAGUUUAUCUGCGAGGCGGGGACAUCGCACGGCCACUACCGAUCCCAAAGAACCAGUUUGCUGCCAAAGUGUGGAAGGAAGACGCACACAUCGCUCGCCAACUCAUCGAUCAUUACGAGGGCAAUCUCAUAUUGAGCCAGCUGGAGCUCGUGACUCUGGCACUCGAAUGUCUGCACAAGCGUAACACAUACCAAUACCUUCCUGGCGAUUACAGCUAUGCGUUGAUGGGUCUUGUGCGCAUCCGGCCUCGGAUUGACCCUACCGAUACAGCGUUCCAAGCCUUUGCACGUCUCUCCAUGGCAAACGGCAGCGACCAGCUUCUGGAGCGUCUGAUAUGCGUUCUCCCCCGGACUCCCGAUCAACCCUGGCAUUCCAUGGACGACGCCUAUGGCGCCAAGCUGUGGGAAAUACUGCCCGAGGGAGUCGAGACUGCGGGCAUUGGCCACGACGACACCGUCAUCCUGGACGGCUGCCGAGCCGCCAACGUGCGCUGGAAGUCGUUCACGCCGGUCGCGAACACGCGUCGAGAAUCGUGGGGACGUUGGAUUGCAGGCAAGUUACUGCGACUGAGCGGGCUAACCUACGCUAUUGGCAUCGUCCUCGCGGCCAUGCCAAACACCACGGGCGUGCCAGGCUUGACUCCAGUCCAGGGUGCGGGCGUCUUCCUCAUCAUCUACUCGAUCUUCCUAUCAUUUCUGUCGCCCUGGCUGUUGCGUGUGAUCUAUCUCGGCAAGUUCUGGGAUCAGCAGUGCUGGUUCUUCGGUGUCGAAGGGUACUUGCCCAUCGAGGCCAUUGAGUCGCAGAUCUUCGGCUGCAGACUCGGCCGCUUGCGAUGGACACCAUAUGCCAGCCCGCUGUCGCGACACAAAACCAACGAACACAAUGAGUGUGUGGCCGUUGAUCCAACGACAGACCCGGACAUCAAGGCCCUGGUUGAGCGGUCCAAGCACGCUGGACCCGGGGACCAGAGACUGUUCACUCUCGUCGACACAGGCAACAUGACAGUGACGUUAUUCCUCGCCGUCCACCCGCCAACCUGCUUCCUCAUGGCGGGAUCCGAGGGCGGCAUGAAGCGCAUCGUGGGCUGCUCGUACGACUGGACGACCUCAACCAUGUACCGAGAAACGGUAUUACGUAUGGAGACCCGGUUUGAAGACAAGAUGUCGCGGAUUGGCAGAGUCAAGGUCGGGUUUAGGCGUGCGCAGCAUCCAGUAGCGCCCCUCGAGCAUGUUGGCGAAGCGGCGGGGAUGAGGGUGGUGUGAGCUGCCGGUGUGACGCUUGAGUGAGGUAACGAGCAAUUCUCUUCAGUCUUACGAUAUGUCAGCGCAUGAGUUCUAGCUGUUUCAAUAUGGACAGAUCAA
Boeremia exigua is the source of this 2797-nucleotide messenger RNA. RefSeq lists its product as uncharacterized. Bases 359 to 2698 code for a protein of 779 amino acids. The transcript has 12 exons. The record is from RefSeq and is a predicted model, not a curated record. Lineage: Eukaryota; Fungi; Ascomycota; Dothideomycetes; Pleosporales; Didymellaceae.